AUGGUAAAUUGAGAAAGCUGGCAAAUUAUCAUUACAUACGUAUAAGCUAGCUAGCUAAAAACUCGCUUUUGCAAGUUGCAGUGUUUAUGUUAAUAGUUUUGAAGAAGGUAAGGCCGUGAAGAAUCAUGGCUGGGGACGCGCAGGACAUUCCACGCCUUGAAUUAGAGUCUGUCAUUGGAUUUAAUGGACAUGUCUUUUCUGGCCUACAAGUCCAUCCAGAUAGUGAACACUUAAUUUAUCCUCUCGGUUGCACGAUCAUCGUAAAAAGUAUCAAGGAUGGCAAACAAGAGUUCCUACAUGGACACACAAACAACGUCUCCUGUGUCGCUGUUUCCCAAAGUGGAAAAUACAUUGCCUCAGGACAAGUCACUUUCAUGGGCUUCAAGGCUGAUAUUAUAAUAUGGGAUUAUGCCAAAAAAGACAUACAUGCCAGACUACAACUUCACAAAGCGAAGGUGGAAGGUCUGGCCUUCUCUCCCAAUGACAAGUACCUGGUGUCCUUGGGUGGCCAGGAUGAUGGCAGCAUCGUGGUGUGGAACAUCGAGAGCAAGGAGGCCAUCUGUGGGAGUCCAGCCUCAGCCCACAGCGCGGGCCAGUGCCUCACCAUCAAGUACAGCAACGACACCGACGACCUCUUCAUCUCAGCUGGGAAUGGCACACUGCGUGUUUGGGAGUUAGACCUUCCCAACAGGAAGAUCCGCCCCACGGAAUGCCAGACAGGCCAGCUGAAGAGGAUAGUGAAAUGCAUCGAGAUCCAGGAGGACGGCGAGUUCUUCUACUGCGGCACGACCAGCGGAGACAUCAUGAAGGUGAACCUGAAGACACGGUUGCUGAACAGCUGCGGGCCGCUCAAACAGAAGUUUCGCAAGGGUGUAAACACGUUGAAGAUGCUGAUGUCAGGGGACAUCCUGGUGGGCUCGGGAGACGGCAUGUUCACCCUGUGCUCCGGAGCCAACUUCAAAACCCUCAAGAAGGUCCAGCUGGAGGGCGGGGUGACGUCCGUCACGCUGCGAGGCAAGGGCCAGCAGUUCUUCGCCGGGACGGUGGCCUCUCAGAUCUACCGCUUCGACCACACGGACUUCCAAGCCGAGCUCAUUUCCACGAGUCACAACAGCACUGUCAAGGACGUGGCCUUCCCCUUCGGCUCGUCCGAGCUCUUCGCCACCUGCUCCCAGGAUGACAUCAGAGUGUGGCACUCCGACACCUCCAAGGAGCUGCUGCGCAUCUCCGUGCCCAACAUGACCUGCAACGCCCUGGACUUCAUGAUCGACGGACGGAGCAUCAUCAGCGCGUGGAACGACGGGAAGAUCCGCGUGUUCGCUCCGGAGAGCGGCAGGGAGAUGCUGGUCGUCCACAACGCCCACAGCAUGGGAGUGACCGCCAUCGCCGGCACCAGGGACUGCAAGCGGAUCGUGAGCGGAGGGGGAGAGGGACAGGUGCGGGUGUGGGAGAUAUUGCAGGGCUGUCACCGUCUGCUGGAGACCAUGAAAGAGCACAAGGCCACCAUCACUUGCAUCAAGAUCAAGAGCAAUGACAAAGAGUGUGUCACAGCCAGCUCGGACGGAGCCUGCAUCAUCUGGGACCUGGUACGCUUUGUGAGGAAUCAGAUGGUUCUAGCCAACACUCUGUUCAGAUGUGUGUGUUACCACCCCGAGGAGUACCAGGUCAUCACCAGUGGCACUGACAGAAAGAUUGGGUACUGGGAGGUGUACGAUGGAUCAGCCAUCAGGGAACUGGAAGGGUCCCUUUCAGGGGCCAUCAAUGGCAUGCACAUCACACAGGACGGCAGCCAUUUUGUCACAGGUGGCGAUGACAAGCUGGUGAAGGUGUGGGACUACUCAGAGGGCGAGGUCACCCACGUGGGCGUCGGUCACAGCGGCAGCAUCACCAGCAUCAGGAUCUGCACCAACAACCGCUGGGUGGUCAGCACCAGCGCUGACGGGGCCGUGCUCCGCUGGAGGUACCCCCACGCUUCCUAGAGCGCCCUCCGCUGGUCUGGAGGGAUCAGGGCGUCGUAGAACGCUUUCCCUUCGUUCGCCUCGAAUGAAUAUC
This is a messenger RNA of Osmerus eperlanus (European smelt), 2052 nucleotides long. RefSeq names its product cilia and flagella associated protein 52 (gene cfap52). The record is from RefSeq and is a predicted model, not a curated record. NCBI's taxonomy places the organism in Eukaryota, Metazoa, Chordata, Actinopteri, Osmeriformes, Osmeridae. Gene Ontology annotation, molecular function: protein binding. The transcript is spliced from 14 exons. Bases 126 to 1979 code for a protein of 617 amino acids.